Messenger RNA from Rhinocladiella mackenziei CBS 650.93, 1545 nucleotides. RefSeq lists its product as uncharacterized. The record is from RefSeq and is a predicted model, not a curated record. The transcript is spliced from 5 exons. Lineage: Eukaryota; Fungi; Ascomycota; Eurotiomycetes; Chaetothyriales; Herpotrichiellaceae. Gene Ontology annotation, molecular function: monooxygenase activity; heme binding; iron ion binding. Bases 1 to 1545 code for a protein of 514 amino acids.
AUGAUCCUCACUAAUUCGCUGUUGCUUGACUGUGCCUUGCUCUCGUUGAUCUACAUCGCUGUCGCCUGUGGACGAUCCUACUGGCGGCUCCGCCACAUUCCGGGCCCGACGCUGUGGGGAUGGUCGGUCUUCCCCCUCUUUCAACUUCACGUCCAAGGAGGAAUCUAUGAUAAGUUUGGUGAACUGAACCAGAAAUAUGGACCGCUGGUCCGCAUAGCCCCGAAUACGCUGUUGGCCUCAGACCCCGAAGUGAUACGACGCAUGUCCGCGGCGAGGUCGCCUUACACCCGGUCGGAUUGGUUUAUCGCCAUGCGAUUGAACCCUGGCCAAGACAAUGUCCUCUCACAGCGAGACGAGAAAAAGCAUGACGACCUCCGUCGGAGGAUGAUGGCCGGUUACUCUGGUAAAGAGAAUCUGUCUCUGGAGCAAGAUAUCGACCACUGCGUUCUCGAUUUGGUCAAUCUGAUUGAUAAGAAGUAUGUGAGCAUGCCGGGACAAAUCAUUCCCAUGGACCUCGCGCAAAAAGUCCAGUUCUUUACGAGCGAUGUUAUGAGCAAACUCUCCUUCGACGCCAAGUUUCAUGACCUGCGUGACGAUAACGACAAUCUGGGCUAUAUUCACGAAAUUGAAACCUUGUUCCCGAACAUUUUCUGUACCUGCACCAUCCCCGGCGUCAUUGAAUUUCUCACCGACAUUGGCUUCUUGAAGCUAUUUGCUCCAUCAGGCAAAAGUCAGCUGGGACUGGGGAAGGUCUUGGCCAUUACCCGGGAGCAGGUGUCCAAGCGUUUUGGUCCGGACGGGAAGCCCCGGGGCGACAAUAGCGACAUGCUCGGUAGCUUUAUCCGGCAUGGUCUCUCACAAACGGAAGCCGAGUCUGAAAGCGUUAUGCAGCUAGCGGCCGGUUCGGACACGUCUGCGACUGGGAUCAGAGCCACCCUGCGCUGUAUCAUUUCCAGCCCUCAGGCUUACGUGAAGCUGAUGGCAGAGAUUGAUGCGGCGAUGGCGGCCGGGAAGAUUCCGUCUGAUGGGAGCGUUGUCUCGAAUGCACAAGCCAAGGAGUUGCCAUAUCUGCAAGCGUGUAUCAAGGAGGGUCUGCGAUGGUAUCCGCCAAUUGCGGGAAUGCUUGCGAAAAAGACCCCCCCGGCUGGAGACAUCAUCAAUGGUCAUUUUGUGCCUGGAGGUGUUUCCAUCGCGUAUUCAGCCAAACAAAUCCACCAUUCACCAAGUCUCUUCGGUCCUGAUGAAAAUGCCUUCCGCCCGGAACGCUGGAUUCUGAUCGAGGAUGGGGGGGACGAACCGUCCGGUGAGAAAUUGAAAGCCAUGGAGCAGAACAAUGAUCUCAUAUUCGGAUAUGGAAAAUAUCAAUGCUUGGGUAAGAGCGUGGCGAUGAUUGAGCUGAACAAAGUGUACGUGGAAUUGCUGCGUCGUUUUGAGUUCACGCUGUUGGAUCCAUUGAACGUCUGGCAGACCAGGUGUUAUGGCAUUCACUUGCAAAAGGACAUGUGGGUGGCCGUCAAGCGACGGGCUCCGAAGGCUCCCAGUUGA